Micropterus salmoides (largemouth bass) is the source of this 5741-nucleotide messenger RNA. RefSeq names its product retinoblastoma binding protein 5 (gene rbbp5). The transcript is spliced from 13 exons. Gene Ontology annotation, molecular function: protein binding. The record is from RefSeq and is a predicted model, not a curated record. NCBI's taxonomy places the organism in Eukaryota, Metazoa, Chordata, Actinopteri, Centrarchiformes, Centrarchidae. The coding region runs from base 128 to 1852 and encodes 574 amino acids. Gene Ontology annotation, cellular component: Set1C/COMPASS complex.
GGUCCUUACAGGAGGCUAGGCGCCAGUCUCUCGGGCAGUUGCAGCAGACGUAAAUACGAGUUAUAGUUUGUCAAAUAAUCAGUGAAAUCAAGUUGUUAAGGACAUUUGGAUCCUCGGUCCACCGGAAAUGAACCUAGAACUGCUCGAAUCGUUCGGGCAGAACUAUCCAGAGGAGGCAGAUGGCACCCUGGACUGUAUCAGCAUGGCCCUCACCUGCACCUUCAACCGGUGGGGCACCCUGCUGGCUGUGGGCUGUAACGACGGCCGCAUCGUCAUCUGGGACUUCCUCACACGGGGCAUCGCCAAAAUCAUCAGCGCACACAUCCACCCAGUCUGCUCUUUAUGCUGGAGUCGAGAUGGUCACAAGCUGGUGAGUGCCUCCACGGACAACAUUGUCUCGCAGUGGGAUGUCCUGUCGGGAGACUGUGACCAGAGGUUCCGCUUCCCCUCACCCAUCCUGAAACUGCAGUGCCACCCCAGAGACAUGGACAAGGUUCUGGUGUGUCCCAUGAAGUCAGCCCCGGUCCUGCUGACUCUGUCAGACUCCAAACAUGUUGUCCUGCCUGUAGAUGACGACUCAGACCUGAAUGUGGUGGCGGCCUUUGACAGGCGGGGGGAGUACAUCUACACUGGCAAUGCCAAAGGAAAGAUACUGGUGUUGAACACAAACACUCAGGAGCUGGUAGCUUCCUUCAGAGUGACAACUGGCACUAGCAACACCACUGCCAUCAAAUCAAUUGAAUUUGCACGCAAGGGCAGUUGUUUCCUCAUAAACACAGCAGACCGGAUCAUCAGGGUGUAUGAUGGCAGGGAGAUACUAACCUGUGGCCGAGACGGUGAGCCUGAACCCAUGCAGAAACUACAGGACCUGGUCAACAGGACUCCGUGGAAGCGCUGCUGUUUCUCUGGUGAUGGUGAGUACAUUGUGGCUGGAUCAGCCAGGCAGCACGCUCUCUACAUCUGGGAGAAGAGCAUUGGCAACCUGGUGAAGAUCCUGCAUGGAACUAGAGGAGAGUUGCUGCUGGAUGUCGCUUGGCAUCCUGUGCGUCCGAUUAUUGCCUCCAUCUCCAGUGGAGUGGUGUCCAUCUGGGCUCAGAACCAAGUGGAAAACUGGAGCGCUUUUGCUCCAGACUUUAAGGAGCUGGACGAAAAUGUGGAGUAUGAGGAGCGAGAGUCAGAAUUCGACAUUGAGGACGAAGACAAGAGUGAACCCGAGCAGACAGGUGCAGAUGCUGCAGAGGAUGAAGAGGUGGAUGUCACCACUGUUGACCCCAUAGUUGCUUUUUGCAGCAGUGAUGAGGAGCUGGAGGACUAUAAAGCCCUACUCUACCUGCCCAUUGCCCCUGAAGUCGAAGACCCAGAGGAAAACCCUUUCGGCCCCCCGCCGGAUGCCUCGGUCCAGGCUUCUGCUCCAGAGGACGCGUUGGCUGGUGGAGACAAGAAGCAGCGACAACCUUCGUCUGAAGGAGGCCCGGCCAAGAAGAAGGCUCGUACCACCACCAUUGAACUGCAGGGGGUGCCCAGUGAUGAGGUGCACCCCCUACUGGGUGUGAAGGGGGAUGGCAAGUCCAAGAAGAAGACAGCAGGCCGGCCCAAAGGCUCCAAAGGUAAAGACAAAGACUUCCCCUUCAGGCCCAAGCCCUACAGGGGCGAGCGGCCCUCCUUCCCCAUGGAGACCCUGGGCAGCUCUGGCCCAGGAGGAGGAGGAGGAGGAGGAGGAGGAGGAGGAGGAGGAGGAGGAGGAGGGAUGAAGGGCAGAGCAGAGGGGGGCCUGGCCACAGGUAAGCACGCCACCGCCCUUGCUGCUGCUGAAUCUGGGAGCUCUGCUAGUCCUGCAGCCCUGCUAGUCUGACUGACACCUCACCAGUCCACACUGUCUCCAAGGCCAUACCCCCCCCCCCCCCCCCCCCCCCCCCCACCCCACCCCCCCACCCCCUGUACUGCUUCCACCCUACACCACCCCACCCCCAACCAACCACACAGCUCACUGACAGAGACCUACGCUUGCAGUAAAGCCACAGUCUGGAGGUCAGAACAUAGACACUCGACCAGUUUUCAUUGAAUUAGUCAGACUAGAUCCACUCGCCUAGAUCUGGUCCAUUCUGAAAUAAUGGAUAUUGCACAAUUUGACCAGUCACAUAGUUAACCAAGAAGUAAUGAGUAGGCCUGUUAUUAGUAAAGACUGUAACUGGAGUUCAUCUGUCAUAAACAAUGACAAACAUCUUUUAAUGUAAUAUACCAGGAGCAAUGUUUCCCUCACUUGAUGAGAAAAUGGUGACAUACACAACAUGCCUCUUAGGCCCUUUUUAAUAUACAUUUUACUGUGGUUGUAAGGGAGGGCGAUAUGAUUUUAAAAAAGAAACCAUUUUCUGCUUGUGCUGUGAGUUUUUCCUCACACAUCGCCACCUAAUUGUGACUUACAGAGUCAUUUAUAUCCACUUUUCCCAAAAACAACCGUCUACAUUAAUGUUUUAAUGCAGCUAUUUCAGAUUUUAUUCCAGUGAGAUUGUUCUUAUGAAAUACUGGUUUUGAUUCUUGUCAUCAUGUUAAUGGUAAAGUAAUGAUACAAUACAAGUAUUAUCUAGCUUACAAUUUGGAAUUUCCUGCCGUAUCUGCUUCUGACACAUGAUUACGGUUGAAUACUGGGAAUUAUUGCUAAAAAAUACCUUUUUAUGUACCUCCUAUUUAUAGCAUGUGUGGGUGUGUGUGUUUGUGUACUAAAGUCUACCAUGUGUAGUUAAACAGGCUCUCCGUCGUAGCUAAAUUCUGACCUUGAAAUUAUGUAAUCACAAUGAUGUAACUGAAACAGCCUUUGCAGGUGUUACAUCUUCAGGCUACAAAGGCAGCUCACAGUUCAACUUUUUAAGCUUUUAUAUUUUUCUUAUUGUCAACAAAUUCCAUGAAAAGACCCAAAUCAACAAUUAAUUCAAUAACGAACAAGGGCUGUCUGUGUAUCCAAAGCCUGAUUUAUCUCAUUCCUCUGUGCCAUAGAGCUCCAUUGUGGAGCCACACUGGUGCACUUGGUGUCAUGUUCCUUCAUGACCACACACACACACCGGGUUUUAUUUUGACUCGAUCCCAGAUUCAACAUCCUGCUGCCCCAAAUACUUACUGGAGAACCAAGUGUGGAUUAAGCUGCUGCUGAAAAUAGUCCCCAACAAAUGCGGUAUUUGUUGUUUGUUAAAAACAACAGUGUACAGCUGUUUUUAAAAAAUGAAAUGACAUAUUUGUAAGCUUUAAUAUUUAUAUUUAUGUCUUCAGUAGGAACUAGAGGCUAACAUUUAAUCAGGAAUCAUGUAGGUCAUGGGAACAGGGACAGGACAGGAUUUUUUUUUCUUUACUGUGUCAUGUAGGAUUGGGACGGGCCAGGAGUGUUUCUGUGUGAGUGGGAUGAGACAGGAGUGACCUCCCGUGUCACCCUCUAGUAAGAACUAAUGGGCUUAGAGCUAAGUGGGUAAUGAAAGUAAUUGAAGGAUUGAGAGAUGGACUAACUUCUUGUUUCAGUCUUGAUUGUUUGACUAUAACAAGCUAUUUAAAAACACCAUAUAUAAUAACAGGUCCUUAAAGAUGAACUGUUAUUCUACUACAAUUUGACCACGUUUGUCCUUGUCUUUCAGACAGAGGCGACUCCUCUUGCUCCUUCAAAGUUUUAUCCCUCCCAAACUGUGGCUUUAUGACUGUAUAACCUCUGCUAACCUCAGCCUCACUCUGACUAAUUUGCUGUCAUUUGAAUUUUGGUGAAGUUGGACUGUAGUUGGCAGAUGGGUGUUGACGUGGCUAACGGUGGGAUGGUUCAGCUUGUUUCCCCACGGGCUAGCCGGCUAGUCUACAUCUACUUCCUGCUUGGCCUUUGACCCUCCUGCUCCCACUCCCACCUCGCUCCUUGGGCUUGUCAUGUCAAGUGUGUCUAUAGCAACGCUGCUCAGGUCCUGUCUUUUCUGUUUCUGGGUGUGCCGACUGUGUAUGUUUAUGUAGUCGGUCUGAACUCAUUUGCUUUGAAUUUCCAUCAAAAAGUCUGUUACCCGACAGCUUCAUUAACCAUGCACCAUGUGCAGGAUAAAUUUAGGAUCAACCCCAAGAUAUGUUGUUUUGUUAAGUUUAAAAAAAAACUAAUCGACCAUUUUGUACAACACUACAUUAUUUAAAAAUAAGACAAACUCAUAUUAGCAGUACGCUGGUCAUUCUCAGCAUAAAAUGAACAAACACAUGUAAAUCAUUUGUGCGAUCAUAUCGAUGAUUGGACGUUUAAGCCUUAGUGUUCUUGGUGUGGCUGGGCAAUAUGGCCAAAAAUGUUAUCAUGUUAAAAAAAUUUCAUACCAUUCAGUAUCAAUAAUUAUCACGAUAAAUGUCUAAUAAUUUAUUUCUCUAAAGUUUAAAGGCUGAUUUUUGCUCCUGAGUGAAAAUUGAAUAAACCAGAUGGUUAAUUGUGUGGUUAAACUUUUCUUUAUAGUCAGAACGUAACAAACAUUUGAUGCCAAACAGUGGAUCACUUCACAAGUCUGAGGUAUAUACAAUUAUGAUGAAAUCAUUUUUCAUUCGUUAAUUAAAUGAAACAUUUAUUGACGAUAUAUUGAACAUUUGUUAUAUUGUUAUUGAGGAAAAUUAUAUUGUGAUAAUUAUUAUUAUUUUAUUGCCCAGCCCUACUUCUUAGUUUCAUAUUCAAUAGUAGCUCAACAGUGAUUCAAUGUGAAAUGGCAUAGUAGAAGUUAUCAGAAAUAAUUAGUGAAUGAACUGUGUUAUUUGUUAAAACAGAAAGUGUUUUUUGCAGAGGUGAGUAGAGCUGCAACGAUUAAUCAGUUAUUUGUGACUAUUAAAUUGGCAACGGUUUUGAUAAUCUGUUUGAGUAAUUGUUUAAGAAAAAAGGUCUAAAUUCUCUGAUUUCGGCUUUUUAAAUGUGAAUAUUUUUCGGAUUUCUUAACUCUGUGACAGUAAAAUGAAAUUUGAUGACAUCAUCUUGAGCUUUGGGAAACACAAUGCUUGACAUUUUUCACUAUUUUGUGGCAUUUUUUAGACAAAACAACUAAUCGUUUAAUCGAUAAAAUAACCGAUAGAAUCGUCAGUGAAAGUAAUUGUUAGUUGCAGCCCUUAGUGGUGUGUGUGAAAUGCCUCUGUUGCAUUGAUGAAUUAGUGCUGUGGAAAUGCCCAUUAAUGUCUCACCUGAUAAAUUCAUUGUAGACUACAGGUAAUUCCACCCUUCCUGCGGGCCUUUAUUAGCUACCGGUAUUUAAUUGUUUGUGUUGGCUAUUAUUUGAGAUUUGACCGGUAUUUGAACUCUGUUUUUAGUUUUAGUCUAAGGAGAACAAUGUCUUAUUGUCUAUGACACGGCUGUCUGACAGAAUUUGUGUUCCUCAGCAGGGAGUCUGGUCUCACAGUCGUACAAACAACAUGACGUUGGAGGGAUGGACUGAUCACGGCUGCGUACAGUUGUGAAGGAGCACCAACAGGCUUAAACAAAAGGACACACAAAGCCUGAUGUCAUAUUCAGACUGUGGUUGAGCGGCCUGUCUGAUGUGCAGACUGCUUCCUCUCCCAACCAGAGCACAGUAUCACAGGAAAACUCCUCAGUCCGGAUCACGGGAGCCGACAAAGAGCGCGUGAAGCAGCCGAGUCGUCGCAGUAGAGAUCACGUCCUCUGUCUCUGUAGGAUACGUCAUGUAUAGAACGCCUGUGUGUUUGUCUUUGUGUGUGUUGUCUGUCUUGUUGUUUUUAUACAUAUUAAAACAUUUUGAUUUAUAAAUAAA